CAUUUUUGAAUUCGCCACCACCAACAACAAUGGCUUCCAUGGGAGAUUACCGCGUCGCUGACAUUUCGCUCGCUGACUUCGGCCGCAAGGAGAUUGAAAUCGCGCAAAUUGAAAUGCCUGGUUUGAUGCAAUCCAUUGAAGAGUUCGGCCCUUCGCAACCGUUGAAGAACGCGCGCAUUGUCGGCUCGCUCCACAUGACCAUCCAAACCGCCGUGUUGAUCGAAACUUUGAAGGCGCUCGGCGGUGACAUCCGCUGGUGCUCGUGCAACAUUUUCUCGACCCAAGACCACGCCGCCGCCGCCAUCGCUCGCGAUGGUUCCGCCGCCGUGUUUGCCUGGAAGGGCGAAACCUUGGAAGAAUACUGGGAAUGCACGUUGAACGCCGUGACCUGGCCCGAAGAUGACGGCAAGGGAGACGGACCCGACAUCAUUGUCGACGACGGUGGCGAUGUCACCCUCCUCAUCCACGAAGGCUACAAGGCCGAACAAAAGUUCGCCCUCGACGGAACCCUUCCUGACCCUGCCUCCACCGACAACGCCGAAUUCAAGUGCGUCCUCGGUUUGAUCCGCCGCACCCUCCAAACCGACCCCACCAAGUGGACCAAGAUCGCCAAGCGCUGCAAGGGUGUGUCUGAAGAAACCACCACUGGUGUGCACCGUUUGUAUCAAAUGGAAAAGGCCAACGCGUUGCUCUUCCCUGCCAUCAACGUCAACGACUCCGUCACCAAGUCCAAGUUCGACAACUUGUACGGGUGCCGCCACUCUCUUCCCGAUGGUAUCAUGCGUGCCACCGACGUCAUGUUGGCUGGUAAGCGCGCCGUGAUCUGCGGGUUCGGCGACGUCGGCAAGGGUUCCGCCCAAGCCAUGAAGGCCGCCGGUGCCAUCGUGUACGUGACCGAAAUCGACCCCAUUUGCGCGUUGCAAGCCGCCAUGGACGGGUUCAUCGUCGUGCGCCUCGAAACCGUCGUAUCCACUGCCGACAUCUUUAUCACGACCACCGGUAACAAGGACAUCAUCAUGACCAAGCACAUGGCCAAGAUGAAGAACAACGCGAUUGUCGGUAACAUUGGUCACUUCGACAACGAAAUCGACAUGCUCGGCUUGACCCAAGCCACCAAGCGCCAAAACAUCAAGCCCCAAGUCGACCGCUUCAUCUUCCCGGACGGACACGGUGUGAUCAUGUUGGCCGAAGGCCGCUUGCUCAACUUGGGCUGUGCCACCGGCCACCCUUCGUUUGUCAUGUCCAACUCGUUCACCAACCAAACGUUGGCCCAGAUCGAAUUGUGGACCGAGAAGGACUCUGGCAAGUACCAGACCGGCAAGGUGUACGUACUCCCCAAGCAAUUGGACGAAAAGGUGGCGCGCCUCCACUUGGCCAACCUCGGCGUGGAGCUCACCGUGCUGUCCAAGGACCAAGCCGACUACAUCUCUGUGGCCGUGGAAGGCCCGUACAAGCCCGAAACGUACCGCUAUUAAACAUGUUAACAUGCUCUGUGGACGUUGGUGCGAUCGCUCUCUUGUCAUGAACCUGACGACGGAUCGAUCGCAUGGAUAUGUCCGUUGUAACACCACACA
Messenger RNA from Aphanomyces astaci, 1574 nucleotides. Its product is annotated as adenosylhomocysteinase 2. Gene Ontology annotation, molecular function: adenosylhomocysteinase activity. Lineage: Eukaryota; Oomycota; Saprolegniomycetes; Saprolegniales; Verrucalvaceae. The coding region runs from base 30 to 1475 and encodes 481 amino acids. Gene Ontology annotation, cellular component: cytosol. The transcript has a single exon. The record is from RefSeq and is a predicted model, not a curated record. Gene Ontology annotation, biological process: L-methionine cycle.